AUGGAGAGGAUAUGGCAAUGGUACGUGUCUCUCACUCUCAUCCCCGAUCCUCAUCCUCUCGCAUCCACACACACAACCAAACCAAUCUCUUUCAAACCACCCCGCACAGAAAGUGUUGAAGAGAAAACCAUCCACAAAAAGGAACAACCAAAAUUUACCCCCCAAAAGACUCUGAAAUUGUCCCUGAGAGAACAAAAACAGAAUGCCUCCCUCCAAGAAGCCCUCUCCUGCACCAGCUGCACAAUCACCCGCAUCCCCAAGGACAUCUACUAUGAUGAUCGCAUAAAAGGCAUCUACGAUGCCUCCCGCGAUCCACCGUUCCUGAUCCCAGGCCUCACCACCACAGAAGACAAAGAAAUACCACCCGACGAAAUACCUCCAGCCCCUAAAGAAGGCAAAGGUAAUGAACAAGAGCCAUCAUCACCAACAUACACACACCUCCUCACACCAACCCAAGAACAAUCCUACAACACCCAACUCCAAAUCUACCUCAGCCACGACCCGACCAACGACCACAAGUUCGCAAAAUACCUCGUGGACUACCACAUCCACAUCCAUUACCUUCUUCGUCGCAGCAUGCUAGGUCUCUGUCGGGACGUGACCGAUUUGUACGAAAUGAAGGAUUGGAUGAAGAGGAUGCAUCCCGUCAAUCAUGAGGAUGAGGUACCUGUCAGUGCUGCUACUGGCAUUUACACCCCCCAACCCCAACUCGGACCGUCCCAGAAUCUCUAUUCUCUAAGAAGUCAGAAUUACCGCAAACGUCACAGCCGACAACAACAAUCCUACCAAUCUCCCUUCUACCAACCACAGAGACAACACCUCCCCCGCGCAUCACUCUCAUCCUCCGUCUCUUCAUCAACAGAAGAUGACCGCCCAAGCGAUUGGCCAGGCGACUCGAACCGACAAAUGAAAUAUCAAGUGAAACUAUGGGAUAAAGGCGCAAGAAUGAGGAGGAAGCGCUAUAAGGAGAGUCAAGCCCGGUGGGCGGUUAUACAAGAGGAGAGGGCACGACAACGGGAGAUGAUAAUGAUGAUGAUGCGGAGUAGGAGGAAUUUGCCUAGAAAUACUAGUCCGCGUAUGGUGAAAGGGGGUAGUGGUGGUGGUGUGAAAGUGAGGCUAUAUUGCUCGACGCAGGUACCAGGUGUUAGUGGUGAUGGGUUAUACUAUGAUGGGAAGAGGAGGUUUCUGAGGGAGGUGGAGGUCGAGGAGAUGGCAUUUGGGGAGGUUAUUAGAUGA
Messenger RNA from Aspergillus tubingensis, 1236 nucleotides. RefSeq names its product serine/threonine-protein phosphatase 2B catalytic subunit. The coding region runs from base 1 to 1236 and encodes 411 amino acids. The record is from RefSeq and is a predicted model, not a curated record. The transcript has a single exon. NCBI's taxonomy places the organism in Eukaryota, Fungi, Ascomycota, Eurotiomycetes, Eurotiales, Aspergillaceae.